Molecule: messenger RNA, 999 nt
Organism: Salvia splendens (bonfire salvia)
Lineage: Eukaryota; Viridiplantae; Streptophyta; Magnoliopsida; Lamiales; Lamiaceae
Product: U1 small nuclear ribonucleoprotein A
Exons: 5
Coding region: 32-799 (255 amino acids)
Molecular function (GO): RNA binding
Source: RefSeq, a predicted model, not a curated record
UUACCGGAGAAGAAAUAGCGAGCCAGAGUCCAUGGAAGAGGCACCACCCGCCCCCGCCCCCGCCCCCGCCCCUGCCCCUGCCCCUGCUGGCUCGGAAACUGCUUCGAAUCAGACGAUUUACAUUAAUAAUCUCAACGAGAAAAUUAAGCUCGACGAAUUGAAGAAAUCGCUGCACGCGGUGUUUUCGCAGUUCGGGAAAAUACUGGAGGUAUUGGCCUUCAAAACCCUAAAGCAUAAGGGCCAAGCAUGGGUCGUUUUUGAAGAGGUCUCUUCCGCCUCCAAUGCGCUUCGUCAAAUGCAGGGAUUUCCGUUCUACGACAAGCCAAUGCGGAUACAAUAUGCCAAGUCAAAGUCUGAUGUCAUAGCCAAGACAGAUGGUACUUUUGUACCUCGAGAAAAAAGAAAAAAGCAUGAUGACAGAGGAAGAAAGAAGAAGGAUCAGCAUGAUGCGAACCAAGCAGCAGUGGGUCUAAAUUCCACAUAUGCUGGUGCUUAUGGUGCAGCCCCUCCUUUAUCCCAGAUCCCAUAUAUGGGUGCUAGAGCUGCUCCAGAGGGUCCUGCCCCUCCAAAUAACAUAUUGUUCAUUCAAAAUCUUCCACACCAAACAACUUCAAUGAUGCUGCAAAUGCUCUUCAGUCAGUGCCCUGGAUUUAAGGAAGUUAGGAUGGUUGAAGCUAAGCCUGGAAUUGCUUUCAUAGAAUAUGAAAAUGAGAUGCAGUCAACAGUUGCAAUGCAGGGGCUUCAGGGAUUUAAGAUAAGUGAGGACCAUCCUAUGCUGGUCACCUAUGCAAAGAAAUAGAUCAAGUCGUUGAGGAUUAGUUGUUUUUUUCACUCAGAUUAAGCUAGGCCCAGGUCCUUGCUGUACGGUGUAUUCGUAGUGUAAUUACUUGGUAGGAUUAAUACUUUCAGUUUUCUAUUUCUGUCUCAUAUUUGGUGUUUGCUACUAUGUAGCUUCUUGCAGAGGAUUAACCUAUAUUACUAUUGUGCACAGUUCGAUUA